Messenger RNA from Polyodon spathula (Mississippi paddlefish), 3132 nucleotides. RefSeq names its product centrosomal protein of 68 kDa-like. Lineage: Eukaryota; Metazoa; Chordata; Actinopteri; Acipenseriformes; Polyodontidae. The transcript is spliced from 8 exons. Gene Ontology annotation, molecular function: protein binding. Bases 175 to 2460 code for a protein of 761 amino acids. The record is from RefSeq and is a predicted model, not a curated record.
UUCACCGAAAGAAUGGCAGUCAGCCUGGUGUUUUGUAAGAGUUUAACAAUUUGGGAGUCAAAUGCCCAUCCUUUGGAGAAAACAUUUACAGCGUAAAUCACUACUACUGUAAUACGUGAACUUCAACGCAAUCUGCUGUUUAAAAAUUGAUCGCUGGCACUGAGCACUGGAUCCAUGGCUUUGGAAGUCGAAGUAAUGUUUUCUGAGCUGCCAUUUCAGGUGGGAACAAAGACCUGUGGAAGAUGGAAUUACUCUGAACUAGAGAAGGAUAUUCCAGAGCUUGUUCAUGGUGUGCAUCAGCUCAUGACGACUGAUGAAUCAAAGUCUCCUGCACACAGAUCCAGAGGGGCACUUUCAGCACAAGAGCCUGAGUCAUAUUCGGUACCGAGUGCUGGAGGGUCACACAGUCAGAGGAAGACGGUUGCAGUCAAACCAUCUUCCAGAUAUUCUUCAGGGAAAGCCAAGUAUGUAAUGAGAAAGCCGCUGUACAACAUUUCCACUGAUCACAAGAAGCCAUCUUCCCAUGUAAGGAGAGAGUUGUUUCAAAAGAACUCCGAAAGGGAUUUACAGAUAGAGGACAAAAGUACCACACUACCAACUCCAAGUUGUGAAUAUCAGUCAAAGUCAGUGCAAAUGAAUGAUAACACUGAUUCUGGUUCACCUCAAAAAGGCUUGUAUGAACCAGCACCCUCACAUGCAGCAUUGUGCUCUAGAGAGUGGCAUACCUCAUACAGCCAAACAAGUUUAAGAUUUGAUAGUGGGAUCCCUAGAUCUAGUAGAUGUUACUUCUCUAGUCCACCUCUAGCGGACUACAACACUAUGGUGAAGAUGAGUCCCAGAGGGCUGUCUGCUCCCCGACUGUCUUCAAUAGAAGUAACUAUUCCUUAUUCACGACUGUCAAAAAAAAGCACAUCUCAGGUUUGGAAGUCUCCAAAUACAUCCAAUCAUUCUGGUAGGUCUUUACAUCAUAGCCUUGAUGAGCUGCUGGAUUCCAAGCACAGCAGGGAAAAAUCUCCUUAUCAGGCUGAUUACUGGGCAUGUGCAAUCCCUAGCUCCUUACCUCCAUCUCCCAAUCGAAAGUCUCCUCAUUGGGAUCCUAAUGAGGAAUACAGGGUCUUGCUUGAUUACACCUAUCCCUUAAGACCAAAUCAUUCUAGUUCCAGGGGCAAAUCAUAUGGGGAUCCUUUAGUUUCUGACUCAUUGCUGCAGGAUUCUGGUAUAGAGCUUAAUAGCUUCUGUUACUCAACCAACAGCACUCUGAGGUCAAUCAGUACACCAUGCCUUGAAUGCGACACUGCGGUUUUGAGAAACGACAGUUCAUCUAUUGAAAGAGCUUUCUCGGGCAAAGGUUUAGGACCCUCAGAUCCAGAGCAUAAGGAACCCUGUCCUUUGAAAUUGGGUUCUGCACACCAGCAGCAUGCAGGUUCUUCAAGAAGGUCCAUCAGCCCAUAUUCUUCACUCGACCAUGUCGACCUUUCUUUCGAAAACUCCAACAGUUCGGCCUGGUUUGAAUCGCAAAGCAAAAAACUUGCUGAACAGAGAACGUGGCACCGUAAAUAUGGGGUCUUUUCAUCUUCUGAAUCCAAGACUUAUUUUAUCCCCACUACAGAGAUCCUUCCAUUACACAAAGCAUGGGACAGUGAUGAAGAAUACCUUUCUCUGCCUUUAAGGCUAAAUGAGUUGGAGGUAUUAUCACAACAAUUAAAUACGAUAACAGUGCAGAUAAGCAAGCCUGGGAAUGUGCGCUGCGAAACACAAUCUGUUCUGGAAAAAGAUACUGCUUCACCCAAGUCCCUGUAUAAUCAAAAUGAGCCCAUGGCCAGUGAGGGAAUUGCAGAUUCUGAUGCCCCAUUUGGAACUCAAACCAUCAAGGAAGACUAUGACCUCGAGAGUGACUUAAGUGCGGAGGGUAAAUUUACAAAAAGCAAGCUGAAAAAGGUCUCUUAUUUUAUGGAGCAGCUUGGAGGAUUAUCUCAUUCUGAAUUUGAAAAGAAGACACAAGUUGACCAAAUCGGUGGCGAAACAAAGGAAUCGCUUAUGCAACACAUUCAGACGUUUUGCUAUAAACUGGAGGAGCUAAUUCAAUGGCUAUACAAAGUAGCUGAGAAAAUGGACAACUGGAAUCCUCCAGCACCGGACAUUGACAGUGUCAAGACUUCCCUUGAUGUCUACAAGAAGUUCCAGAGGGAAGUAGAUGAACACCAGCCUCUGGCUAGAGCAGUUUUAAAAGCAGGAGAAAUUCUUCUUUGCUGCAUGAGCUCCACCUCCCCAGUUCUAAAGGAAACUCUGGGAUUGAUUGAAAAGCAGUCGGAGGCCCUGGACAAGCAUGCAGAACACUUGUACUCCUCGAUACUGACCGCUAUGGAUAUCAUGCAAGAUGAGAUGCUGACAAAGUCUGACCUAAGUGGUGAUUCCACUGUGGAUUCAAAUCAGAAACAAGUCUUCUUGAAGCGUAUAUAGCUUGAGUUUCCUAUGGGAAAGAUAUUUCAUAAAGAGUCAGCAGCUGAAUGAAAGUGGAUUUGUGGAACAAGAUCAAGAAAUAUGAAGAUACAUUACCUCAGUCAACAUAACGUCAACACUGCAUUUCAGUGGUUAUGUAAUUGUACCCAUAAAUGGUACCUUUUUUGUGGCAUCAAUAUAAUGUAUUUCCUUUGUGCUGUGCAAUAAUAUAAUGCUUAACAUGCUAUUGUUGAAUCUGCUGUAUUAGAAUAUAUUGGAAUUUCAAUAUGAUUAGUUUUUAUUGGCACUUCUACACUAUGAACAUUUAAUUUAAAGAGUAAGCAGCAGGGUUCCAAAAAAAAAAAAAGCGUAAUAUGUGCUACAACAGUUUAAAUAAUGUGGCUGUAAUUUUUCCUGACAACUUUUGAAAGCUCUUUUCAAAUGUCUGCUGUAGUGCACGGACAGUAUAAGGAAGGAUUAUUGCCCGCAUUGUCAAACAGGUAAGCAAUAACGAUCCAUGAUGUGAUAUGGAACAGAAAACUAGAGCACAUGUUAAGAUUUUUUUUUUAUUUUAUUUUUUUGCAUGAUUUAUAGGAAAGCUCUCAAACCCCAGAGUAGGCAUUUUGAAAAGAGCUUUGAAUUACUAGUGUAAAAAGUUGGAUGUUAACAAUAAAAAGAAAAGUUACAGGUGUG